This is a messenger RNA of Cavia porcellus (domestic guinea pig), 975 nucleotides long. It is a transcript of the gene Cavporv1r609, whose product is annotated as vomeronasal 1 receptor cavPorV1R609. Gene Ontology annotation, biological process: G protein-coupled receptor signaling pathway. NCBI's taxonomy places the organism in Eukaryota, Metazoa, Chordata, Mammalia, Rodentia, Caviidae. The transcript has a single exon. Bases 1 to 975 code for a protein of 324 amino acids. Gene Ontology annotation, molecular function: pheromone receptor activity. The record is from RefSeq and is marked provisional. Gene Ontology annotation, cellular component: membrane.
AUGAAUAAAAAUGGCAGAUUUUCCAAUUUUAUUGAUGUUCAGCACGUAUUUUUCUUUGAAAUAAUCAUUGGAGUCACGGCCAACACUUUUUUGCUUCUCUAUCAUGUCCUCAUAUUUCUUCUGGAGCACAAGCCAAAGCCCACUGAUCUGACCAUUGGUCACUUGAGCCUUAUCCAUAUAGUAAUGCUUUUAAUUGCAGGUUUUAUAGCGAUAGAUAUAUUCGGGUUUCAGCACUUGGGGGAUGACACCACAUGUAAAUGUGUUAUCUAUUUGUACAGGUUAAUGAGGGGACUCUCUCUCUGUACCACUUGCCUGCUGAGUAUCCUCCAGGCAAUCACCCUCAGCCCCAGAAGUUCCUGUUUGACUAAAUUCAAACAAAAAUCCCUGCAACAUACCCUGUGUUGUUUUCUCUUUUUAUGGGUCUUCAAUAUGCUCAUCAAUGUUCGUUUUUUAAUCUCCACUGUUGCCAUUCCCAAUGUGACCUCACACGAUCUUAUGGUUGUCACUCAGUCUUGCUCCAUUUUGUCCAUUACUUCCUUCCUGAAGUACAUAUCUUCGUCAUUGAUGGUUUUCCAGUACAUGAUGUUUAUAGGGCUCAUGGCACUCUCAAGUGGGUACAUGGUGAUUCUCUUAUGCCAGCAUAAAAGACAAUUGCAGCAUCUUCACCGCACCAAACUAUCUCCAAAAUCAUCCCCAGAAAAAAGGGCCACCCAGACUAUUUUGUUGCUCAUGAGUUUCUUCACUGUCAUGUAUGUUUUGGACAGUAUUAUUGAAUAUGCCUCAGCUAUGUUGUGGAACCAUGACCCAAUCAGUCGUUGUGUCCAGAUGCUGAUUGGGAAUGGCUAUGCCACAGUCAGUCCCUUGGUGCUCAUCAGUACUGAAAGACGAUUAAGUGCUUUAUAUAAAUGUAGGGGCAAACAUAGGAAUUUUUUUCUUUUGUUUCACAGAGUAAUCCCUCUGACAAUGGGCAAUUGA